UACAAAUUGACGUUUUCGCAGCCUUCUGACAAAACGCCCUGUCUGUCACUGCUCCAGGUAAAUAAGUUAAAUUAUUUACCUGGGUUUAAUUUAAGAGUUAAAGUUUAGCUCUGCACUGAGCUGUUUUGUAGCUAAUCGCAAGCUAACAGCUAGUUCAGGUAAAGCCAGCUCAUGAAGUGAGUCACUGAAAAGUAAAAUGAGCGAAACAGCAAGUGUGGACGAUUAUGUAACCCAUAUAUUUGUGCCACUAACAGCUUAGUUUACGAUUGACAAGUGUUUGUGCAGAGCUAAACUUCAGUGCUCACUGACCUGCCAUUGUAUCUGUGGUGAUAGCAGAAUGGCUCUGUUGUCUAACUCUGUAGUAGCUGCUCUUGUCCUCAUUGCAUUUGCUUUGUCAAAUUGUUUCUACAUGAACAACUUGUCCGAUCGUGAAACCAAACUGGUCAGGUGUGUCCAUGCCGAGCCAAACGAGAGCAUAGCAUAUGAGAGGCUUGUCAUUGCUAAUCCAACUGAAACACACAAUAAACCAAGUGAAAAUCACCCUGAAAGUUUCAAAGAGACGACUAAUUAUGGAGAUGACAAAUGCACCAUGGCCCCACAAAGUCGGUUUGACUGUGCCAGGGACAGGGUUCUCAGCAAGAGACAGUGUGAGGAGAGGGGUUGCUGUUAUGCCCCUCUGCCCAAAUCUGUUGGACCACCUUGGUGCUUCUACCCCAGUUUGUACCCUGGCUACAAACUGGGUCCCUUCACUCCUUCAAAACGAGGCCUGGCUGUCACUCUGACUCGUGCCAAACCCUCAUACCUGCCUAGAGACGUCUCUACACUAAGACUGGAAAUCAUUGAGGAGACCACAGGCUGCUUGCACCUCAUUCUGAAGGACCCGUCCUCUCAGCGAUAUGAGGUCAAACUCCCAGCUGAUGUUCCCCAGAGCAGAGCAGAUAACUCCGAUGUCCUUUACACCACCGAGUACCAGUCUGACCCAUUUGGCUUCAUAGUGCGACGUAAAUCCAAUGGACACACGAUUAUAAACACCACUGUGGGACCUCUGCUUUUUGCUGACCAGUACUUGCAGUUGUCCACCACACUAGCCUCUUCCCUUGUGUCUGGCCUUGGGGAACAUUACACCUUCCUGCUCCUAGACCUUAACUGGACUUCUCUUACUCUCUGGAACAGAGACAUGGCACCUCAUGCUCAUGCUAACCUAUAUGGCUCCCACCCAUUCUACAUUGUACAGGAGGCUGAUGGAUUAGCACAUGGAGUUUUCCUUCUCAACAGCAAUGCAAUUGAGGUGACGCUUCAGCCGACUCCUGCUCUCACCUGGGUGUCAACUGGAGGAAUUCUGGACCUAUACUUUUUUUUAGGUCCUGACCCUCAAAGUGUUAUACGACAAUACCUUCAGGUCAUUGGCCAUCCCAUGAUGCCCCCCUAUUGGUCCCUGGGAUUUCAUCUUUGCCGCUGGGGUUACACCACCACUAAUACAACCCGCAAGGUUGCACAACGCAUGCACAAUGCCAACCUUCCAUUGGAUGUGCAGUGGAAUGAUUUGGAUUACGCAGACAAGCGAAGGAUUUUCACUUUUGAUCCCUGGCGAUUUGGUGACCUCCCAGAGAUGGUGGAAGAAUUCCAUAGGAGAGGCAUGAAGUACAUCCUUAUUCUGAUGGCAGCAAAAGCCUCUCAGCUUCUGACUGCUGUGCUCUGCUGGUUUCUGCCCCAGGACCCAGGGAUCAGUAGCACUAGCCCCACUGGAACUUACCCUCCCUUUGAUGAUGGCCUGAAACGAGACGUCUUCAUUAAAAAUGUCACAGGACAAAUUUUGAUCGGGAAGGUAAGACUCCUUUUUUAUAUGUUGUUCCGCCUGAGUGAUAUGCAUAGCAUGUGUUUUACUGUUGACCGCUGUCCGGUUGGUUGGCAAGCACAUUCUUGUAUGGUGUUCCAGGUUUGGCCUGGCCCUACAGCCUUCCCUGACUUCACCAACCCAGAGACCAGACAGUGGUGGGAAGACUGCAUCAGAGAUUUUCAUUCUAAAGUGCCUGUGGAUGGACUGUGGAUUGAUAUGAAUGAACCAGCCAAUUUUGUCCAGGGCUCAAUGGAGGGCUGUCCUCACACUGAUCUUGAAGACCCGCCUUACACACCUAGAGUAGGCGGAGGGGAGUUGAACUCGGGAACUCUCUGCAUGUCAGCUCAGCAGAGGCAAUCCACUCACUACAACCUGCACAAUAUGUACGGACUGACAGAAGCAUAUGCCACAAACAGAGCUCUUACAAAGGUACGAGGGAAGAGGCCUUUUGUCCUGUCUCGCUCCUCUUACUCUGGCAUUGGACGCUUCUCUGGAGUGUGGACAGGUGAUGUCAGAAGUGACUGGGAGCAGCUGCGAUUCUCCAUCCCUGCUGUGCUGCAGUUUAGCCUGUUCGGGGUUCCUCUGGUGGGGGCGGACAUCUGUGGGUUUGAAGGCAACACCACUGAGGAACUGUGUGGGCGAUGGAUGCAGCUUGGGGCCUUUUACCCAUUUAUGAGGAACCACAAUGACAACUUCAAUGCUCCUCAGGAGCCAUAUGUAUUUGGGCAGGAGGCUCAGGCUGCCAUGCGGAGUGCACUGAACCUUCGUUACUCCCUUCUCCCUUUCCUCUACACACUCUUUCAUCAUGCACACACCUCCGCUGACACUGUGGCCAGGCCUCUCUUCAUGGAGUUUCCCACUGACCCCAACUGUCAGACCAUAGACCGGCAGUUCUUGUGGGGGAGUUCACUCCUCAUUAGCCCAGUUUUGGAGCAAGGCUCAGUCAAGUUGACUGCCUACCUACCCUUUGGCAUUUGGUACAACUUGCAUAAUGGUCAGCCUUUUUACAGUAAGGGUCAGUACCUGCUCCUGUCAGCCCCUCUGGACACUAUCAACGUACAUGUGAGGGAGGGACACAUUAUCCCACAGCAGGAUCCUGCUCUGACAACCACAGCCUCCCGCAGAAACCCCUUCUUCCUGACAGUGGCACUGUCAGCAGGUGGCCGGGCCUGGGGAGACUUGUUCUGGGACGAUGGGGACAGUCUUGAUACCUACAAAACGCAAGAUUAUUGUUAUGUCAUCUUCACUGCUGGACAGUCUCAGGUUGUGAGUGAUCCUCUGAUGCUGAAUGGGGCCCUGGAUGAACUGGUGCUGGGAGGACUGCAGGUGUUUGGAGUGCCCUCACCUCCCCGCUAUGUUUUGGCCAAUGGGGAGAAAGUCAGUGAUUUCAUGUACCACAGCGACACCAAGGUCUUGACAGUGACCAAGUUGACCUUGCCCAUGGCAAAGGUUUUCACAGUCCAGUGGGCUCUCUGAUGCAGCCAACAUUGUCGUUAGAUGGCCAUUGGGAGCAUUUGCACUAUGCACAGCUGCUUUUCUUUUGCAGGCCGCAUUUGCUCUGUCUUAUAUCCCUCUACAGCAGGUGUUGUGACAGUGUCACACCAACCACUGGAUCAAGACAGUUCAAUGACUUGUGAAUUUAUGCAAUCUUAUAACUAUAUAUUUAUAGUCCUUCACAUUUUCUGAAAUAGUGUUUCUGUGUUUUAGUUCCAUUGUCAAUAAAAACUGUCGAGAAAAAAAGUGCUCUAAU
Molecule: messenger RNA, 3587 nt
Organism: Solea solea (common sole)
Lineage: Eukaryota; Metazoa; Chordata; Actinopteri; Pleuronectiformes; Soleidae
Product: lysosomal alpha-glucosidase-like
Exons: 18
Coding region: 338-3313 (991 amino acids)
Biological process (GO): glycogen catabolic process; lysosome organization
Cellular component (GO): lysosomal membrane
Molecular function (GO): alpha-1,4-glucosidase activity; carbohydrate binding
Source: RefSeq, a predicted model, not a curated record